Messenger RNA from Knipowitschia caucasica, 759 nucleotides. Lineage: Eukaryota; Metazoa; Chordata; Actinopteri; Gobiiformes; Gobiidae. The record is from the annotation of a GenBank genome assembly.
AUGAAAAGAUCCCUCACCCCUGAUGUCCACUCGGACUCCAAAAAGAUAAAGGUGGCCCUCCCCAGCAGCCUUCCCACCAAGAAAGCUUUGCUCAAACUCUGCUCCCCCAAAGGAGUACUUGGGAGGAGACUGGGUGGGGACCCCAAAGGGACUCCAAAGAAGGGUGGAGCCCCUUCAAGGCGGACACUUUUUCCCAUGCCUAAGCAGAGGGGUUUCAUAGCCUCCCCAGGCUGUGCUGAGAACGUGAUGCUCCUAAACUGUUUGGCCAAAGACGCGAGGGCUGGAAAAAGGUCGCUUGCGGUGGUCUUCAUUGACCUCCGCAGAGCCUUCGACAUGGUUCCUCAUGAGCUCAUUCUUGAAAGCCUCAGGCGCAGAGGCCUUGACUCAACACUUGUGAUCUACCAAGCUGACCUCUCCGAGCUCAGCGCCGGCCACCUCACAAAGCUCGAUGGCCUUCUCCGCUCCGUCGUGAAGAAGUGGUUGGUGUUCCUCCGGAACACUCACCUGUUGGCCGGACGAGCGAGGCGGCUGCGGCCCAACUGUUGGGGUUGUGGGCGUGCGGUUGGGGUGGUGCUGCCCUGGGUGCUGUCCCCUGUGCGUGCACCGGACUGUGGCGGCCGUUGGACGUUUGGGGUGACGGUGGCUCCUACUUGGAUCGGUUCACCGGAUCUUGGGGUUGCUCGCCUCGGCCCCGUCGGCCUGGUCGUGGCGGUUGCGGCCGUGCGUCCGGGGGCUAUCGCCUUGGGUGCCGAUCCCUGA